This is a messenger RNA of Nyctereutes procyonoides (raccoon dog), 8517 nucleotides long. It is a transcript of the gene PPFIA3, whose product is annotated as PTPRF interacting protein alpha 3. The coding region runs from base 3972 to 7709 and encodes 1245 amino acids. The transcript is spliced from 29 exons. Gene Ontology annotation, biological process: synapse organization. Gene Ontology annotation, molecular function: protein binding. The record is from RefSeq and is a predicted model, not a curated record. Lineage: Eukaryota; Metazoa; Chordata; Mammalia; Carnivora; Canidae. Gene Ontology annotation, cellular component: presynaptic active zone.
CAGCCCGCUUGGCAGCGCCCACCCCGGGGACCCCUCGCCGAGCCUUCCUCGCUUUCCCAAGAUCCUGGACUCCCUUCUUUAUCCCCGGGGGCUCCGGAGCCCAGAUUUCACAGCCCAACCCCAGAGACUCAGGCGUGCCCCUCCCGGCUCUCAGAGUCCCCAACCGAACCCUAGAAUCCCAGGCGUACUGCUGCCUUGCGCCUCGUCCAGGGCCCAGGAGCCUGGAUUUCCCAGUUCAGCCCCGGCAGCCCCCUCUGUACCUACAUCCUCCUCCUCGGCCCAGCCCGGAGCUCCUAAUACCUGCCGUGGCCGUGUCAGACCCCCAGCUAGGGCCAGCUGCCCCCCGUCGGGUGUGCAUAGUCGCCUAUUCGUGCACCCGGCGUGCCCAUCUCCAGCCUCCGGCUUGAACAGCCAGCCUCGUCCCUCGGUCCAGGCCGGCUCGGCAGCCGCCCUGGACACAGGCCCGCUCCGGAGCUGUCCAUGGUCAGCGCACUCGGCAGCUUCACCUCCCCCACCUCCCGCGGCCGCUGCCGCUGGGAAGGGGGCGCCUGCGGCGCGGGGAAUACCCCCCGCCGCGCCUUUGACCCGGAGAUACCCGGGCCCUUUCCGACCUGGGCGCCUGGGCCUCAGGGUUCCGCUGGUGAGCCUCUGGCCAGUGCUCAGUACCCCAGGUUUCUGGGAUCCCAGCUGCUUCUCGAGGAGUCAGGGCUUCUGAAUGUUCCUGCCUGGUCCACCCUAGGGAUCUUAGCAUCCAGGGAAUCCAGGGAUCCAGUUCCCACCUGGCUCUGGAAGCCCUGUCAGUGCUCACUCCGUCUGGCUGAGGCCCCAACUGGUAACCCCCACCCGCUCAGGACCUAGGAAUCCAGUUUCCCAGCUUUCACCCCCUUUAGAGACCCAGCUCAACAGUCCCCUGUGCCCCCGAGACAAAUAUACCCAGCCUCCUGGCAUCUCAACAUCUGCCUGCUUAGGGAUUCAGUCACCAUGACUCUCUUGGAAUGUAAUUCUUAAUGCAAUUCUCUGGCUUCUGCCCACCUUCCCUCUUGCAGACCUAGAUGCUUUGUCCCUGGUCCUGCAUCCCCUCAGGGUCCCAGGAGUUCAGACCCCGACUUCUGUAUUACCCACCAAAGCUGCUGCAACUCUCAUUCCCAACAAGGACUCAGGCUCCCAGCUUCCAUCCCUUGUCCUUUAUCUCCACAACGAUUCAGGAGUCCAGCCCCCCACCAACUAUCUAGCCCAUUAGCUCUUGCUCUUAGGAAUCCAGGUCCCCCCAGCCUUACAACCCCCAUCAACUUGACAUCUCUAGUGGCCUUAACAACUAACAACCUGCCUCAUCCCCAUAUCAUCUCAGGCACUGGGCUCUCUGGGAGCUGUCUUCUCUUCUUCUCUACUCUGUUCCCUGAGACCUACCUUCUUGAGAUGUUUCCAGCACCCUAUCAUGAUGUUUCUAUGUCAUGAUGUUCCAUCCUCUGAGUACACCUUCUCAAGAUGAUGGGCCAAACAUACACCCCUUCCUCUAGAUGUAUUCUGUGACCUAGGUUCAUUAGAUGAUCUAGAACCUACCCACUAUCUUCCAUAUUCCCAGUUAAACUGUGCCCUUACAUGCUCUAGAAUCCUUCUAAAUCUUAGAGCACUCUCAGCCAAUAUCUCUGUUCUGUUUGCACCCACGGUAUAUUCUCAAUUCUAGGUUAAAUACUAAAUUCUAGGCAUGUGUUUCCUCAGGGGAAUUUAAACGUCUUGAUAAUGCCCCAAACCAAAUUCUGAUCCCACCUCCUCCUCACACAUGUUCCAAAUUUUUAGAAACUAGCACUUGCUUAUUCUCUGCUAAAUUUUAUUUUAGGUGUGUUCUAGGUUCCAGCCACAUCCUUGGCAUUGUUCUAGAUUCUGUUAUCUUCCCAGGGGCAUUCUAUAUUCUAGAAUAUGUGUGUUCCAAUUAUGUGCUCUAGCCUUUCUCCACAUUCUGCUAUCAGUUUUAAAAUGUACUUUCCUAUUUUAGGUCUAUCCAGUUCUACAGUCUUAAAUCUAAAAGAUUCUUCCUGAAGUAUUGUGCAUCUUCCUUUUUCAGGUACUAGGUUCUAGGCUCAUCCAUUCCCACCUUUUCGGUCCAUCUUUUCCCUAAUGUGACCUUUGUUUAGAACUUAUCUCCUGGAGGAUUGUGGGCUUCCUCCUCCAUCUGUCACUUUAGCAUUCUAAGCAUGCUCUAGGCUCAUCUCCUCUUUUGGAGUCUUCAGCUAGAAAUGUCCUCAUUUCCAGAACAUCUCUCCCCCCCUUCCUUUGCCAGCUCAGUCCUUAUGCCAGUGAAUUCUCAAUUCCCAGCAUGCUUCUGAAUCUUCCCCCAGGCACUUCUAAGUUCCAGGCAAACUCCUUGCUACUUUCUAGGGUUUUCCCCCCCAACUCCAGGGCAUGUUCUGAAUUCUAGAGCCUAUUUUCUGCCUUCUGUCUAUCAUCUAGACACAUGAUAACACCAAGAGUGUGACCCCUGAUACAGUCUUUGUUAUACCUGUAUUCUUGGUAGGUUCUGAGUUCUAGGUGUUUCCUGACUAGGUUUAUUUAUGCAAUACAUUAGGUAUGUUCUUAGAUAUCAUUAUGUUCCCCUCUGUGUUUGAGGUUCUUGGGUGACCCAGACCAUUCUUUAAUUUAUUGGAUUGCUUAGUUCAAGUUUCCAGACCUGGGUUCUAGAAUAUGACCCUCUACUUGGCCCUAUGUGAUGAUUUUAUCCCAAGCACACUGUACAUGUGGAAACAUAUGUCCUUUCUGCAGUCUGUACUGUAUUCAUACCAGUGACUUUCUAGAUUCUACACCCAGCUUUACUAAAUUUUAUUUCCUUCUCAGUUAAUUUGAAGUUCUAGAGCAGCUUCUCUGGAACAUCCAGUGUUGCAUUUUCACAUAAGUUCUGGACUUUAGAUGCUGUGUUGGUUUUGACCUGUCUUAUAAAUAUUGUCUCUGAAUACUGGCAUGCAGGUGUCUAGAUUCCCAGGUACACCUCUUCAAAGACACAAGGGUACAGGCAUCUUGCUAUCUUCACUCCCACAUUCCAGGACCCUCCAUCCCUUCUUCUUCUCAUUGGAAUCCAAGACCCCAGUUCCAUGUUUUGGACAUAGUCUGCACAUUGGGUGGGGCUGGGAAUUAUCCACUGUCAGAACCGGUUAUGCUGCUGCCUGGAGGGAGAGAAGGAAAGGAAGGAACAGAGUGAAAGUCCCUCCUGCUUUCGACCAGGCCAGCUGGACCCGUCUGACCUGAUGUGUGUGGAAGGAGUGGCUCAGCAGACUUCCCUUCAUCUCCGCCUACAGCUCAUGCACCCAGAUCCUGAGUCCUGGGGGCCUGAACUCCUUGGUUCUGGGGCAAGAGGGGUCUGAAGGCUGAGAUUUCUGGGUCCAAGGUUGGAGGUUGAAAGCUCAGAUUCUUGUGUCCCUGUCUGACCUCAGGAUUGGGGAAGAGGCGGCUGGAGGCUCAGACUCCUGGGUCUAGGGGAGAGAAGGGAAUUGGGGACUCAGCCUCCUGUGACCUGAGGUAGGAGGGAGCUGGAUCUUGGGACUCCUGGGUUGUGGGAGAUGGCUAGCAAGUGGAGUAGUUUUUAGAUGGAGCUGGGGUCCAGGUAUCUGGGAAAUUGUGGGCAGGAUUUGGGCUGGAGAGUUGAGGGCCAUCCCUGUGACCGUGUACUUGUACCACUGAUAGUGGCCCCAGUUCUUCGACCUCCUGAAGGCAUGGUUCUUAGCCAGGCUUAUCCUCUUACUCACACAGUGGGUUAAGGUGUUUUCCCAGCAGGGUCAGAAUAGGUAGACACUGGUUUUCCCACAUUGACUCAGGCGAUGGGUCACCUGGCUUCGGUUCUCCUCACUAGGCUGGUCUUAGAUUUGCUGCCAGUGCCUGAUGGAGUCUGGCCUCAGUUUCCCCAAAUGCUCUCACUCAGGUAGCUAGCCCUGAUUUCCCAGGAGCAAUGGGCUUCAGUUGAUCCCGUGACAUGAUCAGAAUGGAUGGGCCAUAGUUUCAUCUGUAGAAUGCCUGGGUCGCCCCACCUCGGUUUCCACUAUCCCAGAGGCCGUGCCUCAGUUUCUCUGCCAGUGCCUCGACGAGUCCGUUCUCUGUUCCCUGCCCCCUCCCCGCUCCCGCAGGCCAGCACCGCCGCCAUGAUGUGCGAGGUGAUGCCCACCAUCAGCGAGGAUGGCCGGCGGGGCUCGGCGCUGGGCCCGGACGAGGCGGGCGGCGAGCUGGAGCGCCUUAUGGUCACGAUGCUCACGGAGCGCGAGCGCCUGCUAGAGACGCUGCGCGAGGCGCAGGACGGGCUGGCUACGGCGCAGUUGCGGCUGCGCGAGCUGGGCCACGAGAAGGACUCGCUGCAGCGCCAGCUCAGCAUCGCUCUGCCCCAGGAGUUUGCGGCUCUGACGAAAGAGCUGAACUUAUGUCGGGAGCAGCUACUGGAGCGGGAGGAAGAGAUUGCGGAGCUGAAGGCGGAGCGGAACAACACAAGGCUUCUCCUUGAACACCUGGAAUGCCUGGUGUCCAGGCACGAGAGGUCACUGCGCAUGACCGUGGUAAAGCGCCAGGCCCAGUCCCCGGGUGGAGUCUCUUCCGAGGUGGAGGUGCUCAAGGCUCUAAAAUCCCUCUUCGAGCACCACAAGGCCCUGGAUGAGAAGGUCCGGGAGCGGUUGCGGAUGGCGCUGGAGCGGGUGGCGGUGCUAGAGGAGGAGUUGGAGCUGAGCAAUCAGGAGACCCUGAACCUUCGAGAACAGCUGUCUAGGCGCCGGUCGGGGCUGGAGGAGCCCGGCAAGGAUGGGGACGGGCAGCCCCUUGCCAAUGGCCUUGGUCCUGGCGGGGAUUCGAACCGGCGCACAGCUGAGCUGGAGGAGGCCCUGGAGCGGCAGCGUGCGGAGGUGUGCCAGCUGCGGGAGCGCCUGGCGGUGUUGUGCCGCCAGAUGAGCCAGCUGGAGGAGGAGCUGGGCACCGCCCACCGCGAGCUGGGUAAGGCCGAGGAAGCUAACGCCAAGCUCCAGCGCGACCUCAAGGAGGCGCUUGCGCAGCGGGAGGAUAUGGAGGAGCGAAUCACGACCCUGGAGAAGCGCUACCUCAGUGCCCAGCGUGAGGCCACGUCGCUGCACGAUGCCAAUGACAAGCUGGAGAAUGAGUUGGCCAGCAAGGAGUCGCUGUACCGGCAGAGUGAAGAGAAGAGCCGUCAGCUGGCAGAGUGGUUGGAUGACGCCAAGCAGAAGCUGCAGCAGACGCUGCAGAAGGCAGAGACCUUGCCCGAGAUUGAAGCACAAUUGGCCCAGCGCGUGGCAGCGCUCAACAAAGCUGAGGAACGUCAUGGGAAUUUUGAGGAGCGACUUCGGCAGCUGGAGGCCCAGUUGGAGGAGAAAAACCAAGAACUGCAGCGGGCCCGGCAGCGGGAGAAGAUGAACGAUGACCACAAUAAGCGGCUGUCGGAGACAGUGGACAAAUUGCUGAGCGAGUCCAAUGAACGGUUACAGCUGCACCUCAAGGAGCGCAUGGGGGCGCUGGAGGAGAAGAAUUCACUGAGUGAGGAGAUUGCCAAUAUGAAGAAGCUUCAGGAUGAACUGCUACUCAACAAGGAGCAGCUCUUGGCAGAGAUGGAGCGGAUGCAGAUGGAGAUUGAUCAGCUGCGGGGGAGGCCACCAUCCUCCUACUCCAGGUCUCUCCCUGGCAGUGCCCUGGAGCUCCGUUACUCCCAGGCACCUACAUUACCUUCUGGUGCCCACUUGGACCCCUAUGGGGCUGGCAGUGGCCGGGCAGGCAAGAGAGGCCGCUGGUCAGGGGUCAAGGACGAGCCCUCCAAGGAGUGGGAGCGGUCAGCCCCCGCGGGGUCCAUGCCACCCCCAUUCCCUGGGGAGCUGGAUGGCUCAGAUGAGGAGGAGGCCGAGGGGAUGUUUGGGGCUGAGCUGCUCUCCCCCAGCGGACAGGCUGAUGUGCAGACGCUGGCCAUCAUGCUUCAGGAGCAGCUGGAAGCCAUCAACAAGGAGAUCAAGCUUAUCCAAGAGGAGAAGGAGACAACAGAACAAAGGGCAGAGGAGCUGGAGAGCCGGGUGUCUGGCUCUGGCCUAGACUCACUGGGCCGCUACCGUAGUAGCUGCUCACUGCCCCCCUCCCUCACUACCUCUACCCUUGCCAGCCCCUCCCCUCCCAGCUCUGGCCACUCAACGCCCCGUCUGGCUCCCCCUAGCCCUGCCCGUGAGGGCACCGAUAAAGCUAAUCAUGUCCCCAAGGAGGAAGCUGGGGCUCCACGAGGAGAGGGGCCUGCCAUUCCAGGAGACACUCCACCUCCUACUCCCCGCUCUGCCCGCCUUGAGAGAAUGACACAGGCCUUGGCACUCCAGGCAGGAUCCCUGGAAGAUGGGGGGACUUCACGGGGAAGUGAAGGCACCCCAGAUUCCCUGCACAAAGCCCCCAAGAAGAAGAGCAUCAAGUCAUCCAUAGGCCGUCUCUUUGGCAAGAAGGAGAAGGGGCGAAUGGGACCACCAGGCCGGGACAGCUCUUCUCUGGCAGGAACACCCUCCGAUGAGACAUUGGCCACGGACCCUCUGGGGCUAGCCAAGCUGACAGGCCCAGGAGACAAGGACCGAAGGAACAAGAGGAAGCACGAACUUCUGGAAGAGGCCUGCCGCCAGGGCCUGCCCUUUGCUGCUUGGGAUGGGCCUACCGUGGUCUCCUGGCUGGAGCUGUGGGUAGGCAUGCCUGCAUGGUAUGUGGCCGCCUGCCGGGCCAAUGUCAAGAGCGGUGCCAUCAUGGCCAACCUGUCAGACACGGAGAUCCAGCGGGAGAUUGGCAUCAGCAACCCACUGCACCGGCUCAAACUACGCCUCGCCAUCCAGGAGAUGGUCUCACUCACCUCGCCCUCAGCGCCCGCCUCCUCCCGCACGUCCACAGGAAACGUGUGGAUGACACACGAGGAGAUGGAGUCCCUCACGGCCACAACCAAGCCUGAGACCAAGGAGAUCAGCUGGGAGCAGAUCCUGGCAUAUGGUGACAUGAACCACGAGUGGGUGGGAAACGACUGGCUGCCCAGCCUGGGGCUGCCCCAAUACCGCAGCUACUUCAUGGAGUCGCUGGUGGAUGCCCGCAUGUUAGAUCAUCUUAACAAGAAGGAGCUCCGGGGCCAACUCAAGAUGGUGGACAGCUUCCACAGGGUGAGUCUGCAUUAUGGGAUCAUGUGCCUGAAACGGCUCAAUUAUGACCGGAAGGACUUGGAGCGGAGGCGGGAAGAGAGCCAGACCCAAAUCCGAGACGUGAUGGUGUGGUCCAAUGAGCGGGUCAUGGGUUGGGUGUCCGGGCUGGGACUGAAGGAAUUCGCCACGAACCUCACGGAGAGCGGGGUGCACGGGGCGCUGCUCGCCCUGGACGAGACCUUCGACUACUCCGAUCUGGCCUUGCUCCUGCAGAUCCCCACGCAGAAUGCGCAGGCCCGGCAGCUCCUGGAGAAGGAAUUCAGUAACCUCAUCUCCUUGGGCACAGACAGGAGGCUGGACGAGGACAGCGCCAAGUCGUUCAGCCGCUCCCCAUCCUGGCGGAAGAUGUUCCGAGAGAAGGACCUUCGAGGCGUAACCCCCGACUCAGCUGAGAUGUUACCCCCCAACUUUCGUUCGGCCGCAGCAGGGGCCCUGGGCUCUCCAGGGCUCCCUCUUCGCAAGCUGCAGCCCGAAGGCCAGACUUCUGGGAGUUCUCGGGCAGACGGCGUUUCGGUCCGGACCUAUUCCUGCUAGUGUAGGCCUCCAGGUGACCUCACUCGGACAGAAGAAUCUUCCAGAGGCUGGGCUGUUCCCCCUUCUGCCCAGAGUAUGGUCUCGCCGGGGAGCGCGGGCGGGGGAACUCGCGCCGCGGACUGGACCAUCUGUACAGACGAGCGGGGAGUGCGCGUCCCCGCCUCACAAAAGGACUGGGCCUGGACCAAACCACACGAACUGGACUGAGAGGGGGAACGAAGAGGGCAGGAAGAAAUCCCGCCCCAAACUUCCGCCUCCCUUUUCUCUACUUUGUAAUUUAUUGAUCAGUUUCCGAUGGGAGAUGGGUGCCCUUUCCCCGCGGGAAGGGAGCGGGGCUUCCCUCCCGGGCCGCAUGCUAGGAGAGGCUGCCCGCUCCCCUUUCUUCUCCCCAGUCGCGGGGCCCAAGUCUUCCUUCUUCGUCCGAAAGGAGGGGAGGGGGGACUCGCUGCUACAAGCCUCGCCCCACGUGCCACUCAUCCCCGCCCCGCCGCCGCAUCAGGUCGCCGGUGCCUGGGGUCAGCUGCGGGUGGACCCCUCUUCCUCCCCAGUGUCUCGUCCCCGGGGCCUCUCCGCCCCCCCCGUGCUGUGGCCGUGUCCGUGCCCCGGGGACAAGGGGUGCAGAACUGCGCUCCCGGUUCCCCUCCGGCUCCGGGGUUUGCAUGGGAGAAUCCUCUUUCCACGAUGCCACUGGGCGACGUGGCGUGGGGGGAGGGAGGACGGUGGGGGAGCCCUCGCCCGAGACUCUUGGUCGGCCUCCCUGCCCCAGGCGUCACUCAGUGAUCACGGGUAAAGAGAACUGUUUCAAAAA